AUCUCAGGAAUUUUAUUGAUUCAAGCCUUGUCCCAAUUGAAAUCACCUUCUUCUCUCUCUCCAGCCCCCCACCCUCCCUGCCCCAACCACCCCAUCCUAGCUCUUCUUUCUGUUUUCACUUUCAGCACUGAAGCUCUGAUGGUUCACCUCUUCCAGGACAUAGAUCCAUAAAGGUCAGCCCUGCACCCUGAACAGCUCAGAGGGAGGAGCCAGACCAGUAGCGCCUGAUGCCCUGCCCUCUUCAGCCCUAAACAGAUGCCUCCAUAAUGGCAGUGGGUGAGGCCCUGGUGCACAUCAGAGCCACUCUUCUGCUGCUCUCAUUUGGGGUGUCUUUGUUCAUUUCUGACCACUCUCAGGCCAGGGCCUCCCAGCACUUCUCCUCUCCAGAACUGGUGAUCCCCUUGAAGGUGACUGGCAGGGGCAGAAAUGCAAAGGCUCCGGGCUGGCUCUCCUACAGCCUGCGGUUUGGGGGCCAGAGACACAUUGCCCACAUGAGGGUCAAGAAGUUCUUGGUUUCCAGAUACCUCCCAGUGUUCACCUACACAGACCAGCGUGCCCUCCGCCAGGAUCAGCCUUUUGUUCCUGAUGACUGCUACUAUCAUGGUUAUGUGGAGGGGGUUCCCAAGUCCCUGGUUGCCCUCAGUACUUGUUCUGGAGGUUUUCGAGGAAUACUACAGAUAAAUGAUCUUGCUUAUGAAAUUGAACCAGUUAGGUUUUCUGCCACAUUUGAACACUGGGUGUAUAAGAUAGACAGUGAUGAUACACAGUUCCCACCUAUGAGAUGUGGGUUAACAGAAAAGGAUAUAGCACGCCAACUGGAGUUGCAAGAGUUGCAUAAUUUCACUCUGAUGCAAAGUUCUUACACAGGCUGGUGGACCCACUUGCGUUUUCUUGAGUUGGUAGUGGUUGUGGACAAUCUUCGAUUCGUUCACUCGGAAAGUAAUGUGUCAGUAGUGCAGCGUGAAAUACUUGAUGUUGUCAAUAUAAUAGGUAGCUUGUAUCACUCUUUGGAACUUGUUGUAAUUUUAACUGGGCUUGAAGUCUGGACUAAAGGAAACCCAGUUCCCAUCGAUAACAUAGAUAAGCUUUUGGAGGAUUUUUCUGUUUGGAAGUAUUUUAGCCUUGAUCACCGACUGUCACAUGAUGCGGCCCAUCUUUUCAUAAAGAAAUCGUUUGGCAUAACGCUUGGACUUGCCUAUGUUGGUGGAAUAUGCCAGCGUCCUUUUAAUAGUGGAGUUAAUGUUUUUGAAGACGAGAGUCUGUAUGCUUUUGCAAUUGUUGUGACCCAUGAACUUGGUCAUAAUUUAGGUAUGCAGCAUGAUACUGAAUGGUGUGUGUGUGAACUUCAGUGGUGCAUAAUGUUUCCUGCCAGAGAGGUGACAAAUAAAUUCAGCAACUGCAGUUAUGCCGAGUAUUGGGACAAUCUUAUCAGUAAUGGAUUAUGUCUUUACUCUCCUCCACAUCCAGGGAAUAUCUUUAGGCUGAAGUAUUGUGGGAACCUAGUGGUUGAAGAAGGAGAGGAGUGUGACUGUGGAACCAUAGAGCAGUGCAGAAAUGAUCCCUGCUGUCUGUUGAAUUGCACUCUGAAGCCUGGAGCUGCUUGUGCUUUCGGGCUUUGUUGUAAAGACUGCAAGGUCAUGUCAUCAGGGACUUUGUGCAGAAAACAGGUCAGUGAAUGUGACCUUCCAGAGUGGUGCAAUGGGACAUCCCAUCAGUGCCCAGAAGAUGUAUAUGUGCAGGAUGGGAUUCCCUGUAGUGAUGGUGCCUACUGCUAUCAAAAGAGCUGUAAUAACCAUGAUGAACAGUGCAGGGAGAUAUUUGGCGAAGAUGCAAGGAGUGCACCUCAGAGUUGCUACAAAGAAAUCAACACCCAAGGAAAUCGAUUUGGUCACUGUGGUAUCAAAGACACACAGUACGUAAAAUGUGCAUCCCCUGAUAUCCUGUGUGGGAGAGUUCAGUGUGAAAAUGUGGGAGUAAUUCCUAAUCUGAUAGAACAUUCCACAGUGCAUCAGCUUCACUUCAAUGACACCACUUGUUGGGGCACUGAUUAUCAUAUAGGGAUGUCCAUAUCUGAUAUCGGUCAAGUGAAAGACGGCACAAUGUGUGGUCCAGGAAAGAUAUGUAUCCGCAACAAGUGUGUCAGUAUGGUUCGUGUACCACAAGCCUGUCAGCCUGAGACCUGCCAUAUGAAGGGGAUCUGCAAUAAUAAACAGCAAUGCCACUGCAAUCCUGGAUGGGCACCUCCCUACUGUGAACAGCAAGGCAAUGGAGGUAGUAAUAGUAGUGGCCCACCUUUUAAUCCCCAAGCAGAAGAGACAGGACUGAAGGAGAAGGGAAAACAGCCAUUAUUGUGGCUUAUUCCUUUGACUUGUUUAUUUUUACGUUGCAUCUUUGUGCUUUAUGAGAAACAUAAAAAGGAGGAGGCAGAAACGAUGGAAGAAAAAGAGACUGAGGAGGAAGAAGGUGACUAAGGCUCCUGCUUCAUUUUUUUUUUAAAUCUCUGGUUUUUCUUUUAAUAGUAGAGAAGUAUUAGGGCAUGUCUGACUGUUUCAAGAAAAAUUUAAGGAUCCCUCAUGUCAGAAUCAUAAGCAUUAAUAUUUCACUGAAGGAUUCCUAGCAUGUUCUUACUUACUCUUCAGUGUGUUAAGCAAUAUUAAAAGUUCAUUUUUUUUCCUGGAAGUCAUCUCUUUAUGUUUCCUGAGCAAAGGCAUGGCAAAGUCACAUUUUUAAGCUAAUGUCUCAUCAGUUGUAAACCUCCUCCCACCUUUGUAUUCUUAAAAUGUAAUGUCCGGGAUGUGCCGCUACAUACCCCGUUGCUGCUUUGCCAGCUCUUUUCCAGGUAGCUGUGCCAAAAGGGGGCAGUAGAAGUAGCCUGGAAUGGUGGAUGAAGGGAGCAGGGAGUUUACUUUCUUGUGUGCUAAGAGUUACUCUGUCAUUUUGGUAGCCACAUUUGGCUUUGGAUUGCAGUUUUGUUGACCCUGUUAGAACUACCCUCAUUCUUCAUUAGAAGUACCAGCACCAGAUGACCACUGAUACUUUCAGAGAUCAGAGUUGCAGCUCUGGGGUUAGCAGUGUGGUCCUCCUCUGAGUUGCUGAAGCACCAGCAUCAGCUAGUCACUUGCUCUCCUUAGAGGUCUUGGUGCCUGCUCUGCAGGGGGCCUCCUUAAAUCACCAGUACUUGAAUGAACCCAACCUCUUUCCUUUGUUCCCUUGGCCCUAGGACAUCUAGGUGCUUUCAGUAGUUACUUCAUUAUGAUAGUUUGAGUUCUCCAGUAGCAGACACUGAAUUAAAGGUUAGAGAGAAAGGUUGAUGAAGUCAGUUGUGCAGAUGAGAAAUAGCCUUGGCCAUUUCACAUUUCAGCCUUGGCCAACCUGGCAGCAAGCUCUAGGAUGAAUAUUGCCUGACAGACUAGUCUUGAAUUGGUCCAAAAUGGCCUGGUCUUCAUUCCCUCCUCUUGCUUAUUCACUGGAUGUGAGUGCCCUGGGAAGGGUAAGAGCUUGGCCGUGCACCUCCCAGCAACUGAGACUGACCCCAAAGAGCUAACAUCUGGAGGCUCUGUGCUGAUCAUAAUCCCAGCAGCUGGUCAGCAAGACUUUCCUGGGAGGAGGAUGAAGGUGGCUCAUUGGGAAAUUCCACAGUCUGGUCUUUGCAUUGCUCUGAUCAACUUUUCUUUAUAUGUUCUGGAAACAGCUCCUCCAGGAUUCUGGCAGGCAUCUCUGCCUGUGGGGAACCAUAGAAGAGGGAGGUUAGUGGGAUGAAGCAGAGACCCUAGUACUGUGUUUGGUUCUGGGGCUAAAGUUGAUACUGUCUCUCCACUAUCUGUUCUAGUUUCCCUCAUCUCUAGAUAGCAUUCUGAUGACUUGGGUUGGAUGUUAACCCUGUGUUAUUACCCAGGCCCUUAUCUUUAAAGCACCCGAGUGCCUGGUCACCAUGUCUUUCUCAGGCUCGGAUUGCUGAAUCUAUCCAUUUAUAGUAGCAAUAGAGCUAGAAAAUACAAAGAGGCACCUAAGGAGAUCACCUGGGUUCCACACAUAUGCCCUACCUCCUCUCAAUGAUUAGGCUCCAGUAUGCCUGUCAAGACUGUGACACCUCUUCUUGCUACUGCAGGGACACAGGGAGCCCCAAAUGCCCAGGUGGGACUCCAGCUUUGUCCCAUUGUGAAAGUAUGACCCAUUUGGUGACCCUGCAGAGCCUAGAGUUGCAGGGGACAGGAGGCACGAACCACCUCAGUGAGUCAUAGGUAGUGAUGGUAAGUGGUGCCACUUCUCCUUCCAGCCCCUGGUUCCCACCCAUGUAGAGGCCUCUGGUUUAGUGUGUACAACCCAUCAUGGAAUGGUACUUGUAUUAGGGUUCAGCAGAGAAACAGAACCAACAGGAUAUGGUGAUUUAUAUAUUUAUCCUUUCCCCAGAAGAGGAAGUAAAGCCCUCAGGGAUGUUUGUUCUUCCUGAUAUCCGGUAACUUAAAUACUAUGAUGUGAAAUUAAUAAUGAGAUACUAUGAUAUAAAUUCAAUAUGUCUUAUGCUACAUGUUAAGGGAAUAAGAGGAAAUAACAAGGAAAAAGAAAGGAAAGAAAACAAACAGGAAAUAUGAAUGCAAAUGUAUUCAUAUAAAAAUAAGAACAUACUCGCAACGUAUUACAGUCCUUGUUUCUAUAACUGGUCACAUGGUUGUAGCUGGUAUUUAUGACCAUCUUCUUUUACCACCCACUCUGUUCCCUUUGCUUUCAGCAAGUACUUCAUCUAAUCAUUGUUCUUUACCUGGUGGGGUGAUCCAAACCUUUAUUCCUGAAGGGUCUGGGCCAAUGCUGGAUUGGGUUGUUAUAGUUUUCCAUUGACCUUAAUAACAGGGCAUGGUAAUACUGAGAUACCCUAAGCUAUUUCCUGUGUUCCAGACCUACUCUUCCUUACCUUUACUGUGGAGAAGUAGUCCAAUUUCCCCUGGGUAAUCAGGAUCAAUCACCCCAGCCAUCACCAUAGUUCCAUUCGUCGCCUAUUGAUUCAGAGGCAUGAGGAGCCCAAACUGGCCAGGUGGCAGUCUUUUUUUCUUUUCUUUUCUUUUUAAACAUCUUUAUUGGAGUAUAAUUGCUUUACAAUGGUGUGUUAGUUUCUGAUUUAUAACAAAGUGAAUCAGUUAUACAUAUACAUAUAUAUCCAUAUCUCCUCCCUCUUGCAUGUCCCUCCCACCCUCACUAUCCCACCCCUCUAGGUAGACACAAAGCAUCGAGCUGAUCUCCCUGUGCUAUGUGGCUGCUUCCCACUAGCUAUCUAUUUUACAUUUGGUAGUGUAUAUAUGUCCACGCCACUCUCUCACUGCGUUCCAGCUUACCCUUCCCCCUCCCCGUGUCCUCAAGUCCAUUCUCUAUGUCUGCGUCUUUAUUCCUAUCCUGCCCCUAGGUUCUUCAGAGACUUCUUUUUUUUUUUAGAUUCCAUAUAUAUGUGUUAGCAUACGGUAUGUGUUUUUCUCUUUCUGACUUACUUCACUCUGUAUGACAGGCUCUAGGUCCAUCCACCUCACUACAAGUAACUCAAUUUCGUUUCUUUUUAUGGCUGAGUAAUAUUCCAUUGUAUAUAUGUGCCACAUCUUCUUUAUCCAUUCAUCCGAUGAUGGACACUUAGGUUGCUUCCAUGUCCUGGCUAUUGUAAAUAGAGCUGCAAUGAACAUUGUGGUACAUGACUCUUUUCUAAUUAUGGUUUUCUCAGGGUAUAUGCCCAGUAGUGGGAUUGCUGGGUUGUAUGGUAGUUCUAUUUGUAGUUUUUUAAGGAACCUCCAUACUGUUCUCCAUAGUGGCUGUAUCAAUUUACAUUCCCACCAGCAGUGCAAGAGUGUUCCCUUUUCCCACACCCUCUCCAGCAUUUAUUGUUUGUAGAUGUUUUGAUGAUGGCAGAUGGCAGUCUUAACUUCCAGUUAAUAGAAUCAUUGUUGUGUCUCCUGGUGGAAGCAUUCCUCCCUCUAGGACUAAGACCUCUAGGCCAGCAAAGAGUAAAGUCAUGGAAACAGGAAGCAAAAACUUUGCUAGUGGGUCACUAAGGUUAAUAAUGAGUGGUGUUGGGCUUUCCUGGUGGCGCAGUGGUGGAGAAUCUGCCUGCUAAUGCAGGGGACACGGGUUCGAGCCCUGGUCUGGGAAGAUCCCACAUGCUGCGGAGCAACUAGGCCCAUGAGCCACAACUACUGAGCCUGGGCAUCUGGAGCCUGUGCUCCUCAACAAGAGAGGCCACGAUAGUGAGAGGCCCGCGCACCGCGAUGAAGAGUGGCCUCCACUCAACGCAACUAGAGAAAGCCCUCACACAGAAAUGAAGACCCAACACAGCCAAAAAUAAAUAAAUAAAUAAAAUUUUAAAAAUAAAAAAUAAUGAGUGGUGUCAAUUCCAUUUCCACCUUGAUUCCUGGACUCAUGAAUCCUGGGUUUGGGAGAAACAGCACCAUAUAUUGGACGUUGAUUCAGGGCAUAUACAGCAUUCUGGAGACCCUUGCUCCAGCCCUGUAAGGUAUGGCCACCUAGCUGGCACUAUAACUGAGUCUUCAAAAGGCCAUUCCACCAUUCUGUCAAGACAACUGCUUCAGGAUGGUGGGGAACAUGGUAAGACCAGUGAAUUCUAUAAGCAUGGACCAAUUGCCACUUUUU
Messenger RNA from Globicephala melas (long-finned pilot whale), 6624 nucleotides. RefSeq names its product disintegrin and metalloproteinase domain-containing protein 20-like. The record is from RefSeq and is a predicted model, not a curated record. Gene Ontology annotation, biological process: proteolysis; male gonad development. Gene Ontology annotation, cellular component: plasma membrane; external side of plasma membrane; sperm head plasma membrane. Gene Ontology annotation, molecular function: metalloendopeptidase activity. Lineage: Eukaryota; Metazoa; Chordata; Mammalia; Artiodactyla; Delphinidae.